Molecule: messenger RNA, 280 nt
Organism: Staurois parvus
Lineage: Eukaryota; Metazoa; Chordata; Amphibia; Anura; Ranidae
Source: the annotation of a GenBank genome assembly
UCCAACACGUUACAUUCCCUGCCCUUAAGAAGCACACAAUCUAAGGCAGGGCUUGAAAUUUCCACUCUCCUGCUCGCCAAUGGCGAGUGGAAAUUAUGGUGGGGGCGAGUGUGUGUCCCAGGGCCGUCUUGCUGAGCAGGCUUGGAGCUCAGGCCGGAUCUGUCAUUGGCACUGGGAGCCGUCAGACUGCUCAAUAGCUGAGCGCAGUGAAAGCAAAGCAAGGAGUGUGUGCUGUGCUCUCUGCCUCCCCCUAGAGUGCAGUACCCCGAUCUGUGAGUUA